UUUUAAGGGACUUUUGUAAAAAGAAUAAUAUCAAAAUUGCUUUAUUCGAGAUUUCAAAAACAACGAAAAUAAAAGAACGAUAACUCUGUCAAACUGAAAAAUGUCUACUUGGACGGAUAAAAACCACAGAAUCGAUGUGUCAUACGAUAAAAACAACCGCUUUAUUUGUGUUGAACAUCCAGCUUUAGUUCGCAAACCAGAAAAAGCCAUUAGCACAAUUGGUGGAAUCAAAAAUUUAGAAAAGAUCUAUGGGGACCCAAUGAAAAGGCUGCCUCUACAAUGGAGACCAGAGGAUUUCUAUUGCAAGGCUACAUACGGUGAUAGAAUAAAAGCGUCCAAUCUGUUGAUGAAGGUGUGUAGGAGGCGACGGAAAUCUGAUGGAAAGGAAGAAUAUGAAGUGAAAGUAUUAGGCAUUGUCGAAACAGUUUACAAGUUCCAAGCAAUGGUGGAUUUCCAGUAUCUUCCUGUGAAAACUAAGAAAGAUGGCACUUAUGAAAGUAUAUAUGAGAAAGUCUGUCUCAACAAGCUUGUACCACUGAAGGAGUAUAUGAAUCAAGAUGUCCCACUAUAUAUUCCCCCGAUGAUGUUUGCCCGUGUGGAUAAACCAUGCGAUUUCCAGUACAAACAAGAAAUGAAACACAGACCGGAUUAUAAAAACCCAGAUACAGACAGGCCUGCAAAUCUUAUUGGCACUAUACGCCAAAGAAGGUCAAUAUUUACAAUAUUUGUCAACUUUGGAGAGGAACUUCCAACUGCUCCUAUACCAGAGGCUGUCAAAAGGACCAAGGGAGAGUUUGUUGAUCCCAAAUUGGAGAAAGUGCUGAAAGAGCUGUUUGAAGAGAAACCGCUUUAUCUAAAGAUAGAGAUGGAACACAGGACUGGUAUACGUAGUGAGAAACUAAAGAUAUUCCUACCAGCGAUGUGCUUCUACUGGCUCGAUGGACCAUGGCGGGGACAGUGGAACAAGUUUGGCUAUGAUCCAACAAAAACGCCAGCAUCCAAAAUAUACCAGACCAUAGAUUUUAGAAUAAGACAGGUGAGGCCUGGACAGGUGGAUAUUAAAGCCAAGAGGGAUAUACUAAAGCUUCACCAGUGGAAUCAAGUCAAUCGUAACCAGAAACACAAUGUAAAAAUCAGCUUGAAGUCGCUCGAUGAUACUCCUGAUGAACAACAAAAAGAGGAAGAAACUUUCAACAAGGAGUUAUAUUACAAGUUCAGACCGGACAAAGUUCCUCCACAUCGUAUGAUGUAUUAUCCAGUGUGCUAUGUAGAGUUAGACGAAGUCCAGACAUUGGUUCAUGAAAACGAUGGCAAGGAGAAGAAAUGUAGUGAGAAAGAUGGAUGGUGUGUAGAAGAUUUCAACAACAGAUGCAGGGAUAUUAUGUACUCAUACCUUAACAGGUUACUCGGCUCCGGAGAUUCUGUAGAAUUCAAAUUUUGGAGAACAAAGAAAAGAAAAAGACAAUUAGGUCAGUUGAGUUUAGGCAGUGAUGUUGAUGAGGAGGAAGGAGAUAUUGAGGGAGAAAUAGAAAGAGACAUUGGUACAACUGAUGAAAAAGGAAAUACAGAUGUAGACAAUGAGGGAGAAACUCAAAGAGACCUUAGUAUAACUGGUGAAGGUGGUAAAGAUGAAACAGAUCUGGGCAAUAAGGAAACAACUAAUUUUGAGGAGGAAAGUGAAAUGGAAGUUGAGACAGAUAUUCAGAAUGUGAAAUAGUGUAUGGAGUUAAUAGUGUGCAUGAACCACUUGAUGGCAAAGAAGAUAUGGGAGAUGAUAAUAUUGGUAUGGACAGCGAAAGGAUUUGGAGAUCACAGAGUCGAAGGGGUAACUGAAAGUGUUGGAGACCAAUUGAAAAUGGAAGACAUUUAAACACAACUGUUGCAGAAGAUAGUGGCAAAAACACAGUAAAACACAUCAAGUUUGGCAAUGGUAUAGAAAUAGGACUUUAAGAUGCUGUUGAAGAAUUACUGGAAAAUGACUGAUAGGUUGCUAACCUGUUGUUGCAUGUGUAUUGGACAUUAUAUAUGAGACAAAUAUGAAGAUAACAGAAAGAUGACAGUAAGUGAUUGGAACUGUUGAAAAUAGGUGCUAGAUUUUUGGAAAUGAUAUGUAGUAAAUAUAUUGAAUUUUAUGCCCUUCGAAGGGUCAGCAUGUAGUUGCAAAUAUUGGAUAUAUUAUAAUGUUCAAGAACUUUCAGUCCAGAUUUAUAUGGUUAAAGGUGCCAGUGUUUUCUGGGCUUAUAAAAGUUUCCUGCUGUGAUACUGAAAACACUUUUGCAACUUGCAUUAAUUUUUGUUGAAAAUACAUAAAUUUUCAUGAUAUCUAAUUUCAUGCUACCAUAUACAUGUAUAGAUAAAUAGCAGUAAAACUCCAUUUAAACAGCA
Molecule: messenger RNA, 2385 nt
Organism: Mercenaria mercenaria
Lineage: Eukaryota; Metazoa; Mollusca; Bivalvia; Venerida; Veneridae
Product: general transcription factor 3C polypeptide 5-like
Exons: 10
Coding region: 101-1717 (538 amino acids)
Biological process (GO): transcription initiation at RNA polymerase III promoter
Cellular component (GO): transcription factor TFIIIC complex
Source: RefSeq, a predicted model, not a curated record